AUGAUAGUGCCGUUAACUGAAAGUGAUACUUUCACUACAGACACCAAGACAGAGUCACAUAAACCCUUAUACGAACCGAACGGAGUCAAACAACCCAACGUAUCAUACCAUUUCAAUCCUGAUGUCAGCAAAUACCAUUAUGGACCUCGACACCCCAUGAAGCCCUUUAGACUCAUGCUAACAGACCAUUUGGUCAUCUCUUACAAGCUAUAUGAAUUAAUGGACUUGUAUACUCCAAGACGAGCAACCAAAGAAGAGUUGCUUGAGUUCCAUUCGCAAGAUUACAUCGACUUCCUUCAAUCCGUAACCCCUGACCAAGUGUCCAAAUAUGUGGAUAAUGUGCUACAACGAUUUAAUAUCGGAGAUGAUUGCCCGGUCUUUGAUGGCAUCUAUGAUUAUUCACUGAUAUAUGCUGGAGCUUCUUUAGAUGCUACCAGGAAAUUGAUGAGUGGAAUGUCAGAUAUAGCUAUUAAUUGGUCUGGAGGAUUACAUCAUGCCAAAAAGGCCGAACCCAGUGGGUUUUGUUAUGUCAAUGAUAUUGUUUUGGGUAUUCUUAAUUUGCUAAGGGUCCAUCCCAGAGUCAUGUAUAUAGAUAUUGACUUACACCAUGGAGACGGGGUUCAAGAAGCAUUUUAUACCACAGAUAGAGUGAUGACUGUCUCAUUCCAUAAAUAUAACGGGGAAUUCUUCCCGGGAACAGGAUCCGUGGACGAGAAGGGCAUUGGGAAGGGGAAAAAUUAUGCCAUCAAUGUGCCAUUAAGAGAUGGUAUCGAUGAUGAAAGUUAUGUGAGAUUGUUCAAACUGAUUGUGGAACCUUUAAUUACCAUGUAUCAACCUACAUGUAUUGUUCAACAGUGUGGAGCUGAUUCCUUGGGGUUUGAUAGAUUGGGAUGCUUUAAUCUUAACAUCAGAGCCCAUGGAGAAUGUGUUAAGUAUGUGAAGUCAUUUGGGAUCCCCAUGUUAGUGUUAGGCGGUGGUGGAUACACCCCCAGGAACGUUUCAAGAUUAUGGUGCUAUGAAACAUCAGUAUUAAAUGAUGUUACAUUGAAUGCCAAACUUCCCAAUGAUUUACCAUCACAUGAAUGGUUUGGACCUGAUUUUUCACUCCAUCCUCAACUUGAUGGAAGAAUAGAUAACAAAAACUCCAAGAAAUAUUUGGAUAGCGUUCGACAAACGAUCAUGGAACAGAUACGAUAUCUUAGUCAUGCUCCAUCAGUUCAGAUGAGAGAGAUUCCACCGGAUUUAACCGGACUUACUGACGAGGAAGAGGAGUUAAUCAGGGAACUUAACGAAGAGAAUUAUAGAGAGCAAGCAGAGUCCAAAGAUGUUGCCAAAGAAGUCCAUGUUGAUUAA
Lizanozyma spartinae is the source of this 1353-nucleotide messenger RNA. RefSeq names its product histone deacetylase (gene HOS2). Gene Ontology annotation, molecular function: histone deacetylase activity. Lineage: Eukaryota; Fungi; Ascomycota; Pichiomycetes; Serinales; Debaryomycetaceae. Bases 1 to 1353 code for a protein of 450 amino acids. The record is from RefSeq and is a predicted model, not a curated record. The transcript has a single exon.